AAGAGGAUGGAUACCCUUCACAUUUUCAGAUAGUUACAGGGAACAGGGGAGAAUCAAACGCAUCCCAUCUUAAUCCAUUUGUCAAGAAGUUAUACAUCAAGAUUUAGCAUGCCUCUGUUUGUGCUGAAAUGCUUGCUGCUUUGUGCACUGACAGUUGGUGCAGUGUACACCUGUAUGCUGCAGAAUUAUACUUUAUGGCUUGAGAAGCAAGAAUGUACCCAGUGCGUGCCUAUCAACACUACCAUCUGCAGUGGCUAUUGUUACACCCAGGACACUAAUUUGAGGGGACGGUUUGGGAGGACUUUCUUGAUCCAGCGUAGCUGUGUUCCUCUUUCCUUAGUGUACCGGGCUGUCCAUAUUCCUGGUUGUCCCAAGGAUGUCAACCCAUUGCUGUAUUAUCCCGCAGCCCACGGCUGCAGCUGUAGGCACUGUGACACACGAACACAUCGUUGUGUCCACCCCAGUCGUUUCGCUUAUGAUCAGUGCUUCAUGACACUUGACAGUGUGGAGAAACGCAACCAAUCUGCUUUUGAAAUCUCACAAUAUGCGAACACAAGCAGCGGAACGGACUCGGCUAUUAACAAAAAUAACUAA
Archocentrus centrarchus (flier cichlid) is the source of this 594-nucleotide messenger RNA. RefSeq names its product thyrotropin subunit beta-like. Bases 109 to 594 code for a protein of 161 amino acids. Gene Ontology annotation, cellular component: cytoplasm; extracellular region. NCBI's taxonomy places the organism in Eukaryota, Metazoa, Chordata, Actinopteri, Cichliformes, Cichlidae. Gene Ontology annotation, molecular function: hormone activity. The record is from RefSeq and is a predicted model, not a curated record. Gene Ontology annotation, biological process: G protein-coupled receptor signaling pathway. The transcript has 3 exons.